AUGGACGCGGUCCUGCAGCAGCCGGAAAAAAGGGUUCUUCGAUCGAAUGCUAAGGUUACCGGAGGAGUCCAACCCUUCGUGAAGGGGAGGACUGCGAUGACUACUACUAGUAAGAAGAACGCUUCCAGAAAAUCAGGUUUGGACGUGGUACAGGAGAAACUUAACGCCGCACAUGCAGCGGGCAGAAAACCUCGGGAUUUUAUUAUUGACAAAGAAACUAGCCCGCCAAUACGCACAAUGGCCAAUGUGGCAACUAAAAGUUGGGCGGAAGAAGUUGAGAACGAGGAAAACUCCUCGUUGGAUGGUAUUUUGGAACCAAAGAAAGAUGUUUCGAAAGUUCCGUUACAUUUUUGGAAGUCGAUUAACGUCGUUUCUAUUCACCAGAAUUCUCGGAUUGAUAUGAGUCCUAACAUUUGGGUACUGGCAAAUCCGAUUGUCAAUAUUUCUUUGGUUUUUUCUUCCAAUCAAGUGGUGAUUCUUGACUGUUGUUGGUCCUCUCGUACGUUCCGCGCGGCGUUCGUGCAUGGGGACUGCUCCACGGUUGGGAGGAGAUACCUUUGGUUGGAGCUUCUCACGAAUGUGGUGGACAACAUGUUUUUCAUUGGUGACUUCAACGUGGUAAAGGGUGCGCAUGAGCGUAAGAGUGAUUGUCUUCCAAAUGCCUCCGCUUGUAGGGAGUUCUGUGACUUCAUUGACGCCUCGGGUUUUAUUGAGUCGAACACUUCUGGGCUUUUUUACACAUGGUGUGGCAGGCGAAAUCUCCCUUCGCAUGUGGAAUCAGUUUUGGAUCGUUGUCUCUACUCCAAGGGUUUUGCGACAAUGUGGAAUUCGUUGAAUACCCACGUUCUUCCUCGUAUUGCCUCUGAUCAUUCACCUAUCAUUUUGCAAUGCCAAGAGAAUGCGGCCCCAAGAAGAAGAAACUUUAAGUUUUUGGAUAUGUGGCUUUCGCACCCGGAUUUCCAUGAUUUUAUGCAGGCUUCCUGGCAGUCGCCGACGAACUCUACUUGCCCUCUUUUUAACGUUAUGGCAAAGCUUAAACGGUUUCGUACCGAGCUCAAGGUCUGGAAUAAACAAGUUUUUGGGAAUAUCGAUGAUGGAAUUUCUCAACUACAGGAGUCGCUGACAAAAAUUCAGUUGAAGAUAGCAGAUGAAGGUUACUCUGAUUCGCUUUUUGACCAAGAAGUCGCGGCCCAGGCGAGGAUUGGCACUUUGCUUACACGUAAGAGUAAUCUCUUGCAACAGAAAAGCAGAGUUCGAUGGCUUAAAGAUGGUGACAGGAACACGAGUUUUUUCCAUAAGUCUUACAGGAUGAGACGCAAGAAUCUGACUCUUUCUCAACUAAAGAUUGAUGGUGUUGAUACCUUUGAGCAGGACGUUAUCUCCUCACACAUUGUGGAUUUUUUCUCAAAACUUUUUUCCGAAGUUACGACGAACACUGUUCUAGUGCAGGAUAUUCAACAUAUUGUGGAAGUCACGGUGAAUCAAAAACAGAACGAGAAUCUGAGCGGUAUUCCUGAGGAAGAUGAGAUUAAAGCGGCGGUUUUUGAUUUGGCGAGCGAUAGUGCUGCUGGACCGGAUGGCUUCUCUGGCAUUUUCUUCCAGAAUUGCUGGGACACCAUCAAAGAUGAUAUUGUGGUCGCCGCCAGGACUUUUUUCGUGAAGAACUAUCUGCCGCAGGGCCUGAACUCUAAUACGUUGAUCCUCAUCCCUAAAAAAGAAGUGGUGGAAACGGUUGCUGAUCUGAGGCCGAUUAUCCUCUCCAAUUUCUUUUUUAAGGUUCUUUCUAAAAUUCUUGCUACUCGGCUUAGCUCUGUGGCAGCUGAUAGUGUGACUCACAAUCAGUUUGGGUUUAUUCGUGGGCGGCUUAUUCACGACUGCAUCAUGCUAGGUUCGGAAGGAGUUAAUUGCAUGAAUAGAACCUGCAAGGGAAUGAAUAUGGCUUGUAAAGUGGAUAUUAAGAAAGCCUAUGAUACCAUGAGUUGGAAUUUCAUCAUGUGCGCUAUGCAGGCGAUGGGGUAUGAUCAAACCUUUCUAGGGUGGAUUGCCACUAUUUUUUCUUCAGCUCGACUUUCGAUCCUUUACAAUGGGAAACUCUGCGGGUACUUUCCAUGCUCGCGGGGUGUGAGGCAAGGGGAUCCUCUCUCGCCUAUUAUUUUUGGCAUCGCGGAGGACGUGCUUAGUAGACUCUUUUUGAAAGCGGUUGCUGCGGGGCAAAUUGAGCCAAUGAGGAUGUGCAGGGGUCAUUUGUUUCCCACCCACCUCCUUUACGCUGAUGACAUUCUGAUUUUUUGUAAAGCGACGAUGAAGAAUGCAAGAGCUAUUCGCGACAUCCUCCAAUUUUAUGGUUCGCUUUCGGGUCAAAUCUGCAGUAAAGAAAAAUCGAGGCUUUUCUUUGCUAAAGGUGUGUCGCCCUAUUACAAACGCCAAAUUUCUCGGGUUCUGGGGUUCCCCUGCGGAAGUUUACCUAUGAUAUAUCUGGGCGCGCCACUUUUUGUUGGUCGUCCCAAAGCCUCCCACCUUGCCGCUAUAAAAGAUAGAAUCAUUUGCAAGUUUUCUCGCUGGAAUGGGCUGCACCUUUCGAUGGCUGGACGUCUCUGCUUAGUAAAAUCUGUUGUUCAAAGCUCAAUCGUCCACACCAUGAUGAUUUAUAAAUGGCCACGAUCGCUCAUCCAAGAGAUUGACGCUGCCUGCAGAAACUUCAUCUGGUCGGGCGACAUAAGAAAACGUCCUAAGCACGCUGUCAGCUGGGACAGGGUUUGUGGCAUUAAGGAAGAAGGAGGUCUGGGCGUGAGAUCGUUUAUUAUGAUGAAUGAGGCUUUUUUGAUGAAACUUGCUUGGAAAGUUAUUCUUGGAUCUCAGUUCGGUUUUAAUAUCAUGAAGAGUAGAUAUCUUAACUCUCUCGGUCGCCCCCGCAAUAUGGCGCUUGCUUCUUCAGUUUGGGGAGGUGUUAAACAACUUAUCCCAGAGCUCAUCAAUGAUUCCUACUGUCUUCUUGGAAGGGGUCAGUCGGUUUACUUCUGGCAUGAUGAUUGGCUCGGCUACGCCAUAGCAGAUAAAGUCAACAUCCCUAGUUUUAUGAGGCAUCGACUGCAACAAACGGUGUCGGAUUAUCUUUAUGAUGGGGUCUGGCACUUUGAUCAGGAGUUUGUAGAUGAGUUUCCUGACAUCGUCUAUGACAUUCUGCUCUUGCCGAUUGGAAACGAGGAGGAUGUCCGCUUAUGGAAGCCUUCGAUUCAUGGGGAGGUCACCUCGGCUCUUGCCUUUGCUUCACGUUGUAAUCGUUUUCCGCGUGUGUCGUGGGGCACCUGGAUUUGGGAAAGGUUUAUUCCCGUUCGCCGUUCAAUCACCUGUUGGCGUGUUAUUCUUAACCGCCUACCCAUUCUUGAUAAGAUGAUUAAGCAGGGAGUUAUCAUGCCUAACUACUGCUCGUUUUGCUUUGGAGAUGCUGAAAAUCUGGACCACAUUCAUUGGGAUUGCUCAAAAGUUCGACCAAUUUGGCGCGAUUUGCUUAGCUGGUUUGGUUUGGAGGAAGGCUUGGCUAGUCACGGUAUUCACGAGUUGCUUGUGUUUGCAUGGACGGUGCAGCUGAGCUCGCAAAUUAAAAAGUUCUGGAAGUUGGGAGUUAUUUCCUUAAUCUGGGCUCUUUGGACUGCAAGAAAUAAGUGUCAUUUUGACGACAAAGUUUUUGUUCAUCAAGAAAUCCUGGUUUUUAUUAAAGCGGCUUUUAUUGAAGUUGAUAAUUCUUUUCCGAAAAUGGGGCACAUGGAUAAUAAAUGGAAGGAUUAUCUUGUUAUUCGGAAGAUGGGUGUUCGGCCGAGAAUGCGCUCACCGCCGGAGAUGACUUCGGUUUAUUGGUCACCGCCUGCUCACUUAUGGCUGAAAGUGAACACCGAUGGUUCGGCGAUGGGAGCCCCGGGCCGCAUUUGUGCUGGUGGUGUGUUUCGAGAUUGGCGGGGUUUCGUAAGAGGGUGUUUUCAUGUUGAGGGAGGCUUGGGUUUCGCUUUUGAAGCAGAGCUGCUUGGGGUGAUUUCGGCGAUCCAGCUAGCCCACCAUUGUGGUUGGAACAAGCUUUGGUUGGAAGCUGAUUCCUCAGAAGGCAACGUACCGGCGGAUAUCAUGGCUAGUCCUCAUACUCCGGAGGGAUGGUGGCCGUUUGGGGUGGACUGGAUUCGGGACGCUGUGGUGGUGGGCGCUCCUGGGCUUGGGGCUUUUACUUUGUUUGGGGAAGCUUCAGGUUACGGCAGAGGACAGGAACUGUUGUCCUCAUCUGAAGCGAGAGAAGACGAUCAGCUCACGUCGGGUGGAGCGUCGGUUUGGGAGUGA
Salvia miltiorrhiza (redroot sage) is the source of this 4323-nucleotide messenger RNA. RefSeq lists its product as uncharacterized. Bases 1 to 4323 code for a protein of 1440 amino acids. Gene Ontology annotation, molecular function: RNA-DNA hybrid ribonuclease activity; nucleic acid binding. The transcript has 4 exons. The record is from RefSeq and is a predicted model, not a curated record. NCBI's taxonomy places the organism in Eukaryota, Viridiplantae, Streptophyta, Magnoliopsida, Lamiales, Lamiaceae.